AUGGGUAUGAUCCCUCAACAACAACAAUUACCUACUGUCAACUUCCCACCCCAGCAAGCGAUGCAAGGACAAUUUACCAUGGCAGGCAUGUCGCCCCACGCAAAUGCGUUCCAAUUCCCGCAGCAAUCCCAGCAACAGCAGCUGGGCGUCCCGAUGAAUGCCCCAACACAGCCUGCGUCACACCGCCGUAACCAGUCAGCAAUGCCAAACAUGAGCAUGGGCCCACCUCCAGCACCUUCCUCUGGAGCUUCCGGCUCCGCAUUCGGUGACUUCUCCCAGCAGAGUAUGGGCAGCCAAGGCCGUGACAGUGGAGCACAGCGUGGUGGCCGUGGUGGAGGACCGCCAGGCGGUGGCCAUCAGCGCCGUCAUUCCCUUGCCUUGCCCGAAGCGAAGAAAGCCGCGGAGCUCGCACAACAGAAGCGCACCACUUCUGGGUUCCAGUUCCCAAUCCCAGGUGCUUCAGGUGCUUCAGGUGCUUCUUCAACCGCUGCGGACAGGUCUUUAAGCCCGACGACAGUUGACGAGAAGGGUGCUGAUUCGCAGCAACUCCUUAGUCCGUCUGGUCUAAGUGCUCGUGCAGGUAAUCGAGGUGCUGCUACUCACGGGAGAAGCCAAAGUAUGGCCAUGGGUAGUGGACGUGGUGCACCUCCGGGUCGUGGCUCUGGUGGAUUCCAAUUCCCACCUCCAAUGGCGACCAACGACGCCGGAGCAAGCUCUGCGGGACAGCAAUCCGAUUUUCAGCGGCGGGGCAGCCAAAAUGGCCACGGCCGGACAUCUUCAAGAAACUUUGAUAGUAACUGGAGGUCACAAGGGGGUACCCAGCCGCAGAUGCAGGAACAGCAGCCACCGAUGGGCAAUUUCGGACAGAAUCAAAACCCGAAUGCCAACGUCUUCCAACCCGGACACAGAGUAAGAGGCUCUAUGAAUCAAUCGAUAGGUUCCCUUGGUCAAUUCCAGUUCCCAAACCAACCACAACUGGUCCAGCUGCCGCAGGGCCAGGUCAUGAUACAACAGCCCCAAAUGUUUGCUGGCCAGCAGAUCAACCCUUUACAACUUAAUCAACUGCAAGCAUUGCAAGCAGCUCAGCUAAAUGGGCAGCAAUUCAACAUGCAGGGAAACCAACCCUCCCAGCCUCAGCUUUCCGCACAGCAGCAAGCGCGAAAGACUCUAUUCACUCCUUACCUUCCUCAAGCAAACCUUCCAGCUUUGUUGAACAAUGACCAGCUCGUAGCUGGUAUACUUCGAGUAAAUAAGAAGAAUCGCAGCGAUGCCUAUGUCACCGCCAGUGACUUGGAUGCGGACAUCUUCAUUUGUGGGAGCAAAGACAGGAACCGAGCAUUAGAGGGCGACUAUGUCGCUAUCGAACUCCUCGACGUGGAUGAAGUCUGGGGACAGAAGCGCGAAAAGGAAGAGAAAAAGAAACGCAAGGAUAUCUCGGACGCAAGAAGUGGUAAUAGCAGCAAUGCGGCUGAGGGGCGACCCCGAAGUGACUCAGCUGCCAACGGUGAUAGUGGACAGAACGGGGCCACCGAGGGUGGUCUUCGAAGGAGAGGUAGUUUGAGACAACGUCCAACACAGAAGAAAAACGAUGAUGUAGAAGUCGAGGGCCAGAGCUUGUUGCUGAUGGAAGAAGAGGAAGUGAAUGACGAACAAAAACCAUUGUACGCUGGCCAUGUCGUUGCUGUCAUUGAGCGAGUGGCUGGACAGAUGUUCUCAGGAACUCUUGGACUUCUGCGACCUAGUAGCCAAGCUACCAAGGAGAAGCAGGAAGCUGAGCGUCAACAUCGCGAUGGUGGGCCUGGUCGUCAUCAACAAGACAGACAACCGGACAAGCCAAAAAUUGUCUGGUUCAAGCCUACCGACAAGCGUGUACCUCUUAUUGCCAUCCCAACUGAGCAGGCCCCGCGUGACUUUGUGGAGAGACACCAAGAUUAUGCCAGCAGCAUAUUUGUUGCAUGCAUUAAGCGAUGGCCUAUCACCUCUCUGCAUCCGUUUGGUACAUUGGUGGAGCAGCUUGGUAAGAUGGGCGAUCUGAGAGUAGAGACCAACGCAUUGCUCAGGGACAACAACUUUGGCCCUGACGAGUUCUCGGAUGCAGUUCUCAAAAACAUAGGCUUUGACGAAUGGUCGAUUGAUAAUGAAUCUGAAGAGGCACUGGCUUCCAGGAGAGACUUCCGAGAAGAGACCACGUUUACCAUUGAUCCGAAUGGAACGCAAGAGCUAGACGACGCAAUUCACGUCAAAGAGCUUGCAGGUGGCGUGGUUGAGAUCGGUAUCCACGUCGCUGACGCCGCUCACUUCAUCAAAGCGAAUUCGCUCGUUGAUCGUGAAGCAAAAAAGCGCGGAACCGGUGUUUAUCUGAUAAAUCGCGCGGUUAACAUGCUUCCACCAAGACUUGCAUCCGAGAUCUGCUCAUUGAGUCCUGGAGAGGAGAGAUUUACUGUCAGUGUUGUUUUUAAGGUCGAUCUUGAAUCUGGCCGUGUGAUCGAUGAGGAAGCGUGGAUUGGAAAGGCAAUGAUCAAGAGUGCAGGCAAACUGACUUACGACGACGUUGACGCCGUCAUUGGUGGCAAAGCCGAGGUUGAUCUUCAGGGGGCUACCGCCAAGGACAUACACACAUUAAAGAAAAUAGCACAGAAAUUUCGCGAAACGAGAUAUGGAUCCCGGACCGAAGACGUGCCACCUCUGCGCUUGCUUCAUCAGCUCGAUGACGAGAAUGUCCCAGUGGAGCACAACAUCUUCGAUUCCACACCGGCACAUGAAAUUAUCGAAGAGCUCGGUCAUAAAGCAAACACUUUCGUUGCUCAGCGAAUUGCUGCAGCUUUGCCCGAGAAGGCGUUCCUUCGUCGUCAAGCUCCACCAAAUGCAAGGAGACUGGCAACUUUUGCUGACCGGAUGACAAGAAUUGGAUAUGAGGUGGAUACUUCAAGCAGUGGAGCUCUGCAGAACAGUCUCUUCAACGUGAAGGACGCAGAUUUGCGCAAGGGCAUGGAAACCUUGCUUGUUAAGGCCAUGCAGCGGGCCAAAUACUUCGUUCUUGGGAAGUUGAGACCCGAACAGGUCCAGCAGUACCCUCACCACUACGCCUUGAACCUUCCCCUGUACACCCACUUUACAAACCCAUCUCGUCGAUAUGCAGAUAUUGUCGUUCAUCGACAACUCGAAGCAGCUCUUUCUAAUGGCGCUAUCGACUUCACUGAAGAUGUCGACAACCUUGCAAAGACAGCCGAGUCUUGCAACACAAAGAAAGACUCUGCGCAGAGUGCUCAGGAGCAAAGCGUUCACAUCGAAUCCUGUCGAAUCAUGGACAAAAAGAGAGUGGAGCUUGGCAGCGACUUCAUCAGCGAAGGUAUUGUCAUCUGUGUCUACGAGUCCGCUUUCGAUGUCUUGAUACCCGAGUACGGCUUUGAAAAGCGUGUUCACUGUGACCAACUUCCACUGAAGAAAGCUGAAUUCCGCAAGGACGAGCGUGUGCUUGAAUUGUACUGGGAAAAGGGCGUACCCUCUUCUGCCUACGUACCUGAGGAUGAGCGUCCCAAAGCCACUACCAGCGCAAGACACCACGAUAGCACUACUGGUCGACAAGGGGAUAGUAAGCAGCAGAAUAGAGAGCGCGAAGAUUUGCAAAGAAGGCAGACGGAGACUGGCACAAUGUCAACAGACGACGUUGACGCCUUAUUUGAUGACGAGGACAAUGUCUCCGAGAUCACUGAAUCCACCGCUGGUGUAUCUUUGGGAGUCUCGACUUCUGAUCGUCCUACACAAAGCAUGCCUCCAUCCCCAACCCACAACGGUUCGGCUGGCGAUCAAACCCCUCUACGAACCCAGUCUGAUUCAAAGCUUGCCUCCAGCGUGGGAGAUGACCCUGAAGCGAAAUUAAGCAACAAAGAGAAGUACCUGGGCCUUUUCAAGCUCAGGGAGGAAGGCGGAGAGUAUAUACAGGAUGUCACAGAGAUGACCCGAGUCCCGGUCAUCCUGAAAACGGAUCUCACCAAGAGCCCACCGUGUUUGACCAUCCGCUCAAUGAAUCCCUACGCUUUGUAA
Messenger RNA from Letharia lupina, 4044 nucleotides. RefSeq lists its product as uncharacterized. The record is from RefSeq and is a predicted model, not a curated record. Gene Ontology annotation, biological process: mRNA catabolic process. NCBI's taxonomy places the organism in Eukaryota, Fungi, Ascomycota, Lecanoromycetes, Lecanorales, Parmeliaceae. Gene Ontology annotation, molecular function: RNA binding; 3'-5'-RNA exonuclease activity. The transcript has 4 exons. Gene Ontology annotation, cellular component: P-body; exosome (RNase complex). The coding region runs from base 1 to 4044 and encodes 1347 amino acids.